Thunnus maccoyii (southern bluefin tuna) is the source of this 3257-nucleotide messenger RNA. RefSeq names its product 5'-nucleotidase, cytosolic IIIA (gene nt5c3a). Gene Ontology annotation, cellular component: cytoplasm. Gene Ontology annotation, molecular function: magnesium ion binding; 5'-nucleotidase activity. Lineage: Eukaryota; Metazoa; Chordata; Actinopteri; Scombriformes; Scombridae. The coding region runs from base 231 to 1226 and encodes 331 amino acids. The transcript is spliced from 9 exons. The record is from RefSeq and is a predicted model, not a curated record.
GAAAUUUCCUGUAAGAACGGAAGUGUUUUAUUUUGAACUUUUGGAGUGAAGAGGGGGGGAAUAGUGAUGGGGAAAUGACGGUCCCUGAAGCAGAGUGAGAGUGACCGGUCUCGUUUUACAUAGACGAUCUUUGGCUGGAAGGCGGCUGUUGACAGAAGGCAGGACGGGACUCUCCCCUCCGAGCGAGCGGCAGGCGGGCUGGUCGGUGGAGGAACAGCGGACCGACCGUCAUGGAUAAGACGGCCGUGGUGAAGGUCGGGGCCGCGGCCAGUGCCAGCGUCUGCGCCCUGUUCGGCGGCGUAGUUCUGGCUCAGUACAUCGUCGCUAAGAAGAAGCGAGCGGGCAAGAAAACCAGGAUCAUAGAGAUGAUGCCUCAAUUUGAGAAGACGACGGUCCACAUGAGGGACCCCGAGAGGGUUGAACAGAUCAUCUGUGGCCUCAUCAAGGGAGGAGCUUCUAAACUACAGGUCAUCACAGACUUCGACAUGACGUUAAGCAAGUUCGCCGUCAACGGCAAACGCUGUCCGACGUGUCACAAUAUCAUUGAUAACUGCAAGCUUGUGACGGAGGACUGCAGGCAGAAGCUGCUGCAGCUGAAGAAUAAAUAUUAUCCCAUCGAGAUCGACCCUCAUCUCACCAUGGAGGAGAAAUACCCGUUCAUGGUGGAGUGGUAUUUCAAGUCUCACACGUUACUAGUGGAACAGCGGUUAGAGAAAGACAAACUGCCUGAGGUGGUGAGAGAGUCUGACGCUGCACUCAGGGAAGGCUUUGAGCAGUUCUUUGACCGCCUGCACCAGCACAACGUCCCCGUCUUCAUCUUCUCUGCUGGUCUGGGCGACAUCCUGGAGGAAAUCAUCCGCCAGGCCGGAGUCUACCACCCCAACGUCAAGGUCGUCUCCAACUUCAUGGACUUCGACGACAACGGAGUCCUGAAGGGUUUCAAAGGCGAACUGAUCCACGUGUACAACAAACACGACGGCGCCCUGCGGAACACGGAGUACUUCAAACAGCUGAGGGAAUACUGCAACAUCAUCCUGAUGGGCGACUCGCUGGGGGACCUCAGCAUGGCCGAUGGCGUGCCCAACGUGGAGAACAUCCUCAAGAUCGGCUUCCUCAAUGACAAGGUGGAGGAGCGACUGGACAAAUAUCUGGACUCUUAUGACAUCGUCCUGGUGAAGGACGAGACUCUGGAAGUGCCCAAUGCCAUUCUCCAGAAGGUUCUAUAACUCCACCCCCCAAAAGUUCACCCCUCCACCCACCUCCCACCAAAUCCACUCCUCCUCCUCCUCCCAUCACCCACACCCCCCACCCCCCCGCCGGCCUUUCAGACGCUUCACACAAACCUGAAGCUUUGUCGUCGGCCCAGACUGGACACUAUCUAACCCCUCCCACUCACUCUGGAUCCCACUAGAGUCGUCUUCUGACUCCUCUCUCUCCCCCUCCACCCCCCCCCCCCCCCCCUCCCCCCUCCCUCCACCCUCUAAAAAGCCUUUUUAAAAGACAUUUUACAUCUCCUGAAUGAACUGUUUCAAAAGUCCAUGCAGCAGCAGCAGCAAACCCGUUUCUGGUGUUUUUUUUUGUCUGUUCAAAUAAUUUCUGAUGUUCUCUCUCUCAAAGUCAUUUAUGAAAAAAAGAAUAACCAAAAGUGAUAAGAAAAAAAAAGCCCCACAAACUCUCACUCCAUCUUUAUAAUUUGCACAUUAUUGUUACCAUUGUUAUUCAUUGGAUUAUUUAUGAUAUGGUAAUAUUUGUCUACCAUAAAGCCAGUGCCCACAGACGGACACAGUGUUAUCUUUGCAGCUAUCCCAGGACCUCAGUUGCUCUAAUUAUGUGUCUGGUAGGUUUUGCAAUUUCAGUUUUAAGAGGUUAUGGAAGUAACUGAAUGGCAAAAAAAAGGACCUUGAAAAUUAUAAUUCCUAGUAUAUAUAUAUAUAUUUAAAAAAAGCUGUUGCCUUGUGACAGCAGCAGUAUGAUGACACAGUAUUCAUUUAAGAAAGUAUGUCAACAUGUAACGCAGCUGAUCAGAGGAAAACGCACUUUAAAUUCUGUGUCCGCCGGGGGUGGGGGGUCAGGUCCGCCUGCACACGAGCACACGUGUCAGUAGUUUUAAUUUGUGGAUGUAUAUACAGGUUCUUGCACAGAAAAGCCAUGUUUACAUAAACUCUCUUCUUAACCCCCCCCAGCCCUCCCCCCACUGUGCUCAAUUGGCAUCAUAUCAACACACAGAAGAAGAAGAAGCACUUUAUUCUACAGCUGAAAGGCAUAUUGACAAAUGUCUUUUUUUUUUUUUUUUUUUUUUUUUUACUGCAUAGCUGACUCAGCAAUCAAGUGUUUUUCUCCCACAGGUCACCAUGACAGUGUAGGGUGUAGGAACUUGGCAUUAAUGCUGAAGGUAAAAAAAAAAAAAAAAGCCCCUUAAACCAAAGUAAUACAAUGUACAAGUACAACGAAGUGCUGCGAAAUCACAGUAUAGUUUCUGUCACUAUUUCAGUAAACAUUAAAGAAACGUACUGCUGUCUGCGGCUCAGUUUAAGUUCAUCACAUUUUCGUUCUGUGGUUUUAAGAAACUGAGCACUACCUCUAAAAUAUUAAUCUCAUGUUGUUGUUUUUUUGUUUUUUUUUGGGAGGUGCAAGGCUAAAAUGUCUUUGUGUGUCUCAAAACGUUGCGUUGAAUGUUCUCUUUGGAUUUGUAUGUACGUGUUUUUAAAUGUGCUGCUAUCACCUGCAUGUUGCCUUUUCUUAUUGUUACAUUUAUGUCAAAAGAAAUGGGAGAGAAAAAAAUAUAUAUAUAUCAAUAAAAACAAGGGGAUAAUGUCAUACUGUAUAUGUGGACAUUAUAUGGAAAUGUAUAUUGUUUUAUUUGCAUUUGGAAAUAUUUCCAGAAGUAGAUCAGCUGUGUUGUAUUUUUAUGAACGGACGGCUUUCUCUCUUUUCUUGAUGGUGUGAAAUUGAAAAUGCAAUAAAAUGUCAUUUUGUGAGGCCAUGAGUGGACAGAAAUCCGGACUAACAUGGACCUCGUGAUGAAGCCUUAUUAUAUCAUAUAUAGAUAAUAGAUUAUAAAUUAUUUAAACAGCAUAUAGAGUUGGCUUAUAAUUAGAGUAAGACAAUAAUAUGCCAUGAAAAUGUUCAAGUACAAAGAAGCAGUUCUUUAAAUAAGGUACUUUGACUACAUAUACGUACAGUGAUUGCUAAAAUGAUGAUGAUUGUGACAUUUUAUUUGUCUAGUAUCAUAAAUUACAUAACUGCAUGAAGACAGA